AUGCGGAGGAGAACUGCAGCCGGCUUCGCGGCUGGCGUUGCCCUCGCGAGCAGAGUCGCUGGGCAAGCGUGUAAUACCACGACCCUCCAGAACGAUGUGCCAGCGAGUGGAGGUCCCAAUGUCACCCUCAAGAGCUUCUCAUACUGCGGCGGAACACUGAACACCUCAGCGUAAGAGUCGGGGAAGCGUCUAUCCACGUCUAAGACAUGCACUUACCCUCCACUUUUUCAACUCAGAUACAUCGCAAACCUUGACUACGACAAAGCCGUCACCAUCUACUACACGAAUGCUCAAGGAAAGAGCACGCCUCUGAGUUCUGUUGGUCUGGGAUACGAUAGCAGCGUAGCGAACAACUAUGAACUCUGGACAAGCUCAACACCUGUUUGGAUCGAUGGCAUCACGCAACUCUUGAAUAUCACCUACCAGGCCACGGAUAUUGGCGAGACUUACUCUCAACAACUCGGCCAAAAAGUUAUUGCUAGCGGCGGACCCGCCCCGUCUCUCCCUUCUCCUCCAAAACCGUACGCAACACCUUUGGGUUUCCAGAAUGAUAUCACAACUUGGCUGGCGGUGGCGAGUGGGUCCCAGUUGGAGAGGUCCGUUACCAAGAUGUUUGUCAACAUCAACCCGAACGUCACUGGCGCGGUCGAGGGUGUGGUCGUUGCUGGAAGGAGUGGACCGACGUUCGCGUCCAAGGAUCCUGAUUACGAGUACGACUGGGUAAGAGACUCGUCUCUUACCUACGACGUCGUCCAGAUGCUGUACAGUGCAUCUACAAAGGCGAAGGCCAUUUCCCAAUAUGAGAAUGUUCUCUUCAAGUACGCGACUGCUCGCGCGACUGAGCAGAACGACCCAAGUUCGUUUCCGAUUCAAUUCUCCAAGACGUCUUGCUAAUUCAGACCCAGAUCUGCAGACUGGGCUUGGUGAACCUAAGUUCUACCUGAAUAAUACCAUCUUCGAGAAGCCUUGGGGACGUCCGCAAAACGACGGUCCAGCUACUGCUGCGAUUACGCUCAUGGAAUUCGCAGACAGCUAUCUCAACAAGGGAGGCAACCUCACGGCCGUCAAGCGGAAGAUUUACGAUUCCUCGACCUACCCCAAGGCCGCGCCUGUGCAAAAGGAUCUUCUCUUCGUUGCUAAGAACUGGACCAGCCCUUCAUACGAUCUCUGGGAGGAAGAAAGCUCAGAUCAUUUCUAUACUCGUAAGCAAAUCGAUAGAUGCAAUGCGUCUUCUCAUGUCUCAAGAGACUUGCUUACUUUCUAUCUGUUGCGUUGCAGGCAUGGUGCAGCGCAAAGCCUUAGUCAUGGGCGUCAAAUUCGCGAAGAAAAUGAAUGACAGCCAGACUGCUUCGACACUGCAAAGCGCCGCAGAUGCACUUUCGAGUACCAUGAGUCAAUUCUGGGAUCAGGGGCGCCAAAUCAUCCUCUAUGAAUACGGCAAGCCACCCACACUGCUUUCUGAGGCAUCUGCUAAUUUUGUCCAGGCCCGGUCCUUCAUGACAAGCCAAGCUACCUCGAUGCUGCUGUACCUUUGGGCCUGAUCCACGGGUAUGCUGGCGACAACGUCUACAGUUGGACGAACGACCAGAUCCAGUCUACAAUUGUGCGCUUCGCAACCUCUUUCAUCGAUGUGUACCCGAUCUUCAACAAGACUCAAAAGGACUCCUCAGGCCGGGUACUGGGCAUUCCCACGGGUCGCUAUCCUGAAGACAUCUACAACGGCACCGGUACGCAGCAGAAUGGCGGCAAUCCAUGGUACUUGACUACCGCCGCUUUAGCGCAAUAUUUCUGGGCCUCUUCACAGCAAUAUACUUCAGCUGGCGAGAUCCAAGUCACGAAUACCUCAAAGGAUUUCUUUGAUUAUUUCGCGCCUUCGGCUAACGUGACUGUUGGCACGACUUGCAAGCAGAACAGCAAGAAGUUCAAUGCUGUCAUUGAUAGCUUGAACGGCUGGGGAGAUGCUUUCAUGCGGACGGUCAAGUACUACACUCCAUCUGAUGGAAGCCUUGCGGAAGAGUACAACCGCAACACCGGAGCACCGCAAGGUUGCGUCGACUUGACUUGGUCAUACGCCAGCGUCCUGACUGCAGCCUUCCAACGAGCGCAGGUCCGGAAGCAGACAAAAUACGUCGAGAAUCUGGCGAACCUGGGCUACACCGAGAAUUCUUAG
Molecule: messenger RNA, 2170 nt
Organism: Lecanosticta acicola
Lineage: Eukaryota; Fungi; Ascomycota; Dothideomycetes; Mycosphaerellales; Mycosphaerellaceae
Source: the annotation of a GenBank genome assembly